GGUAAUAGGAGACAGGAGGGUUGCAGCCACAAAGCAUCUUGGGGGAUCAGUGGAGUGUCCCUCUAAGAACGUGACGUGGCCAGCAGACCAGCUGAAAUGUCUCUACACCAAUGCACACAGCAUGGGCAACAAGCAGGAGGAACUGGAAGCUAUCCUGCUACAGGAAAGCUAUGACAUAGUAGCAAUUACGGAAACUUGGUGGGACGACUCCUAUGACUGGAGUGUGGCCAUCAAUGGGUACAAGCUGUUCAGAAGGGACAGGAGUGGAAGAAGGGGUGGAGGUGUUGCCCUCUAUGUAAAGAAGUGGCUAGAAUGUGAAGAGUUGUUGCUAAAGAGUAGCCAUGACCAGGUUGAAAGUUUAUGGGUAGGAAUUAGGGAUUGGGACAACAAAGGGAGCCUUGUGGUAGGAGUCUACUACAGGCCGCCUGACCAGGCGGAGCCUGUCAAUGAUGCCUUCUUACUCCAGCUUGAGGAGGCAUCACGAUCACAGGCUCUCAUCCUGCUGGGGGACUUUAACCACCCCGACAUCUGCUGGAAAAGCAACACAGCUGGCUGCAGACAAUCCAGGAAGCUCUUAGAGUGCCUAGAUGACAACUUCCUGCGACAAGAAAUUAACAGCCCUACUCGAGGAAAUGCAUUGUUGGAUCUGUUGAUCACAAAUGCAAGUGAAAUCAUCAGGGAUAUCAAAAUUGAAGGUAGCCUAGGCUGCAGUGAUCAUGCCCUAGUGCAGUUCACUGUCCUAAGGAGUUUGAAGCUCACCAGAAGCACAGUUAGGACUCUAAACUUCAAGAAAGCAAACUUCCAGCUUUUCAAGGAGUUAGUUCAACCAUCUCGGCACCGUGGACUGAACCAAGAACGCUGUUGGCUGCUCUGA
Messenger RNA from Calidris pugnax (ruff), 874 nucleotides. RefSeq lists its product as uncharacterized. Gene Ontology annotation, molecular function: catalytic activity. NCBI's taxonomy places the organism in Eukaryota, Metazoa, Chordata, Aves, Charadriiformes, Scolopacidae. The record is from RefSeq and is a predicted model, not a curated record. Bases 122 to 874 code for a protein of 250 amino acids. The transcript is spliced from 2 exons.